This is a messenger RNA of Thecamonas trahens ATCC 50062, 1924 nucleotides long. RefSeq names its product ankyrin domain-containing protein. Gene Ontology annotation, molecular function: protein binding. NCBI's taxonomy places the organism in Eukaryota, Apusomonadida, Apusomonadidae. The record is from RefSeq and is a predicted model, not a curated record. Bases 1 to 1548 code for a protein of 515 amino acids. The transcript is spliced from 2 exons.
AUGGCUGUAGAGGCGACCAAGCUGGCGGCCGAGCCUCCGCAGCGGUCUGUCCGUGGGUAUGACGAGGACGGGCUGAAGCACGAGGUCGAUGCGGCAGUGGCAGAGGGGAUGAAGGCGAGGGAGGUGGCGGAGAGGGCGUGCAAGGAGAACGACUUUGCUAUGGUUCAGUACCUGUUGGAGAGUGGGGCGGUGAGCAUCGAUGAGCCCGUCGAUGGCUACGGCAAUCGGAUCGCCCACUAUGCUGCGCUCAAGAGAAACGUCGGCGCCCUGCGGAUGGCGCUCAUCGCCGGCGCAGACGUCAACAUGUGCAACGAUGACGGAUCGUCGGUGGUGCGGUCGGCGGCAGUCGGCGGGUGCGCCGAGGUGGUAGCGGUGCUUCUGGCAGCAGGCGCCGAUCCGAACGUGGGCUCGGACUCGGGAUCGACACCGCUGCAUCAGGCGGUUGAUCGCGGGUUUGCGGGCGUGGUCAAGGUGCUGCUCGACGGCGGAGGCGACCACAACAAGUGUGACAAAGCUGGGCGGACACCGCUGAUGGUGGCUCUGUCCAAGUGGCAGGGCCACACGCUCGAGGCUGCGGCGGCGUCAGUCGACCUCAUGAUCGACGCUGGCUCGAUCGACUGGACCCAGCGCGACGGCGAGGCCAACUCGAUCCUACACUUUGCUUGCCAGAAUGGCAAACUGGCGUCAAUUGUAGACGUGCUCCCGACACUGUCGCCGUCGGCAUUUGAGGCCAAUGCAAGUGGCGAGACUCUGCUGCAUGCUGCAGUGACCAACGCCGACAAUAGCCGAUGGCUGGCGGCGCUGACCAGCCUGCCGCUACUGGAUCCGUGUGCUCGAGACGCGGCAGGCAACACUGUGUUGCACCGCAUCUUUGCCACACGCGCUGACGAGCCGGACCAGCGAGUCGCCGGCAUGCUGGACGCGCUGUUUAGCGUGUACGGAGCGCGUCUCGACGCGCUAGUCAAUGAGUUUAACGCCGACGGUGUGACGGCGCUUCUCCUCGCGCUGACCAACGAUGCUGUUCCCGACGCGCUGCAGAUCCUCGUCGACCAUGGCGCAGACGUUGGCCUCGAGCCUCUGCGUGGAGCAAAGUAUCCGUCGACCGGGGCCAACUCGCGCAAGCUCUCCCCGCUGCUUUACGCCAUCAAGCACAAGCACGUGGCGGUGGUUGAGGUCCUCCUUACCGCGCCGGGUCUUGACCCCGACGCUGUCACCGUCCGCGGCUCGGGGAGGACCGCGCUUCAUGUGGCGGUCAAGACCGGCGACGUGGCCAAAGUUGGCGCGCUUCUCGACUCCGGCGCCGAUAUGUUCCGCGCCGACAAGGCCGGCAAGACGCCAAGCGACCUCGCCCGCAAGGCCGAAGUGGUGGCACUCCUCGAGAAGCGCGGCGGGCGCAAGCGGCCGCGAACUGAUGACGAGACUCUACCGCCGCGCAAGGAGGCUGCGCUGCCGCCAUGGAAGCGGCGCAAGUAUCGGCAGCUGGCGCCUGCAGCCGCGGCGCCUGAACCAGUAGCAGCAGAAGAUGAGGCGGGAGCUGGUGCUCCGUGAGGCGACGGUUUACUUUCUCUUGCCGCCCUUACCACCCUUGCCCUUCUUCUUGCCCUUCUUGCCGGACGGGGCCUGUUCCUUGAUUUCGACAGACUUGAUGACGCCAACAGCGACAGUUCGGCCCAUGUCGCGGACGGCAAAGCGGCCGAGAGGGGGAAGGCGGUAAAGGGCUCCACGCACAUGGGCAUGAGCGGAACAAGGCGGACGAGGGCGGCGUCGCCGACGGCAAUGGACCGCGGUGACUCCUCGACAACCUUGCCGGUCCGCUUGUCAAGCUUGGAAAUGAGCUCAUCAAAGCGGCAGACAAUGUGAGCGGUGUGGCAGUCGAUCAUGGGCAUGUAGCCUGUGGAAAUGAACAACGGGUGGUUGAGGACAA